GAGAGAGAAUUGCUUUGGGUCUAGUCAAUCCAAUGAUACUGUCUGCAUCUGCAGAAAACCUGAGCCGAUUGCUUGGAGCAGUGUAACUGAUGCAGUGACUCUGGCUGAGACUACAGAGAGACUGAGCUAAUUGCUCCGAGCAGGGGGAACUGCUCUGUGCAUCUCAGGGUGGGUGUUAAUUACCAACCCCCAGAAGAGGUGUCUGGGGGGCAGAUGCAGUGGUGUCAGCUCCUCCAUUCAUGCAGACACCCUGGCUGCUGGGCCAAGUGCUGAGGGAUCUCUGCCACCAACAAGCCAAGUGGGGAUGGGGCCAUGAUGCGGUGACAGGGCUUUAGGCACAGCCAUAGGGUGCUGACCCUGAGGGGUUCCCAAAGCCUCCCUAUAGAAACCACCUCUCCCAGAGCUGCCCCUGAUAGAAAAUACUUCCCCCAAAACACAGAAACUACCUUCUCUGGAGCUGUGCCCCACGCCCCUCCCACCAUAGACACCACCCUCGGUGCCUCCCCCACCACUAGAAACUGCCAUCCCUGCAGCAGGCAUUCCCUCCAAUAGAAAUCACCUCUCCCCCACCCCAUAGCAACUGCUUCCUAGAAAGGACUCGACCCAUAGCAACCACCUUUCUUUUAGCCAACAACCAUCACUUCUGUAGUCCCCGCCCCAUAGGAACUACCUUCCCCAGAGUGCUUUGCGACCUGCGAGAGCCUGGCUAUUUCCCACGGUGCCUUGCAGGGGAAACCACACAAAGGGGCCAGGCUGCGAUCUCUUUUCUUAGCCCUCUGCUGUUGCUGCAGGACCGCCCCCCCCAGCCCCUGCCUGCAUCCUCCUCUCGUGCCCUGUGGAGAGCCAGGAUCAUUGUCACAGAGAUGGCGUGGGCAGCUGGGUGAGGGACCCUGCUGUGAAUCAAGAGUUGGGCUAAACCAGCCCCAUGAGCACAGGUCUUCUCAUACAGCAGGGCUAACGGCCCCUGACCCAGAUGGAACCAGGGGAGGAGUCCAGUGUCCCAGAUCCCCAAGGCUCGGAGGAAAUGGAGGUCGGAGCAGAUGACAGUGCCGCCUGUCUCUCAGAGGAGGAGGAUUCCAACCAGGAAGGCCCUGAGAUGGUGCCAUCCCACAAGAUAUGGCCAGGGGUCUCCAAGAGUGACAUCUCGCCCGGCUCCCCAUGGGACAUGGCUGACCAGAGCCCGGACAUUGGGGCACAGGCACCGGAUGACUCUGUUGACCUGGAGCAGGGGCUGGAGGAGUUCGGCGACAUCAUUGUGCACCGGGUGACACAGAUGGGUGUGAAGCCGUGCCGCUACAUCGAGGGGGGGCGCAGCUACGAGCUGAGCCCCGGACUGGCCCGCCGUCUGCUGCGGCUCGACGAGAAGCCGUAUGAGUGCAACGAGUGUGGCAAGAGCUUCAACCAGAGCUCCAACUUGCACCGGCACCAGCGCACACACACUGGCGAGCGCCCCUACUGCUGCCCGGCCUGCGGCAAGGCCUUCAGCCGCCGCUCCAAUCUGGCACAGCACCAGCGCAUCCACACCGGCGAACGCCCCUUCCACUGCGGCGACUGUGGCAAGAGCUUCAGCGAGAGCUCUUACUUGAUCCGGCACCAGCGCACCCACACCGGCGAGCGCCCCUACAAGUGCCCAGCCUGCGGCAAGGCCUUCUCCCGCAGCUCCCACCUGGCACGACACCAGCGCACCCACACUGGUGAGCGCCCCUACCUCUGCACCGACUGUGGCAAACGCUUCGGGCUCAGCUCUGACUUGGCCACGCACCGCCGCACCCACACAGGCGAGAAGCCUUUCCGCUGCACCGACUGUGGCAAGGCCUUCUCCCGCAGCUCCCACCUGGUGCAGCACCAGCGCACCCACACUGGGGAGCGCCCCUACCGCUGCGCCCAGUGUGGCAAGAGCUUCUGCCAUGGCUCCAACCUGCUGCAGCACCAACGCACGCACCGCGGCGAGCGCCCCUACCGGUGCCAGCAGUGCGGCAAGGCCUUCAGCCUCAGCUCCAACCUGAUCCGCCACCAGCGCAUCCAUACGGGCGAGCGCCCCUACCGCUGCACCGACUGCGGGCGCAGCUUCGUGCUGAGCUCUGACCUCCUGCAGCACCACCGUGUGCACACGGGCGAGCGUCCCUACCAGUGCCCUGACUGUGGCAAGGCCUUCUCCCGUGCCGCCCACCUGGCCCAGCACCGCCGCACCCACACGGGCGAGCGCCCCUACCACUGCCAGCACUGCGGCAAGAGCUUCAGCCAUGGCUCCAACUUCAUCAAGCACCAGAGCACCCACCUGCAUGGCUGGCAGCCCUGCUGGCCCCUUAAGGAGGGCGGGGAGGGCCCCCAGGAUGAUGGGUCCGGCAAAGAGGUGGAGGAGGGGCAGGCACAGCCCUAAAGCACGGCGGUGCUUGGAGCACAGGACGUGCUACACAGGAGAAUCCAUCAUUGCCAGUCUCCUAGCCAGAUCACUUGGAUGGAGUGAGAACCUAUUAAACAUCACAGAACCCUGCCCUGUACAGAACUGGGAACCCACCUCCGGCCUCAUAGCCAGGCGUCCAGGAUGGAGUUGGGAAUCCAGCCUCGUAGCCAGGUGUCCCGGACAGAGCCGGGAACCCACCCCUGGCCUUGAAGCCAGGUGUCCAGGACGGAGUUAUGAACUCAGCCUUGUAGCCAGGUGUCCUGGACAGAGAUG
Chelonoidis abingdonii (Abingdon island giant tortoise) is the source of this 2677-nucleotide messenger RNA. NCBI's taxonomy places the organism in Eukaryota, Metazoa, Chordata, Testudines, Testudinidae. The record is from RefSeq and is a predicted model, not a curated record.